AUGAAACUCCAUGCUGCAGCUAUCCUCGUCAUCUUCUGGCUUGGCAUCUUCACUGUGCACACAGUGAAAGGGAGCAUUGGAAGUCAGCCCAUGCGCAAAUUCAGUUGUGUAAGUCUGUCUACACAGCAACUGAACAUCCGAAAUCUUGUCAGCUAUGAAAAGCAACAAGUUCCAGUAAACGCCAUCAUGUUUAUCACCACAAAAGGCAUCAAGAUCUGCGUAAGCCCUGAUCAGAAAUGGGUGCAGUCUGCUAUGAAGAAAAUAGACCAAAAACGUACCACCAAAGGCAAAUAA
Aptenodytes forsteri (emperor penguin) is the source of this 294-nucleotide messenger RNA. RefSeq names its product lymphotactin. The record is from RefSeq and is a predicted model, not a curated record. The transcript is spliced from 3 exons. Gene Ontology annotation, biological process: lymphocyte chemotaxis; cellular response to interleukin-1; positive regulation of GTPase activity. Gene Ontology annotation, cellular component: extracellular region. Bases 1 to 294 code for a protein of 97 amino acids. Gene Ontology annotation, molecular function: CCR chemokine receptor binding; chemokine activity. NCBI's taxonomy places the organism in Eukaryota, Metazoa, Chordata, Aves, Sphenisciformes, Spheniscidae.